This is a messenger RNA of Microcebus murinus (gray mouse lemur), 2493 nucleotides long. The record is from RefSeq and is a predicted model, not a curated record. Lineage: Eukaryota; Metazoa; Chordata; Mammalia; Primates; Cheirogaleidae.
ACCGCGCCCUCGCGGCCAUCCAGGUUCUCCUCACCUGGGAGGUCCCUGCAACUUAGUUCCGGCCUCUUUGGGGCGGAAUCUCUGAAGACCGAGUGGAGUUUCGGUCAGAAACGGGAAGACGGGACGCUCGCGCGGAGUGGGCAGAGCAGGGGCAGCCCGAGAGCUGUGGGACUGGGCGUCCAGAGGCUGGCGCGGGGGACCCCAGCGAAGAUGCUCGCUAUCCCCUGGCAGUCGUGUGCGAAAUCCCCCAGCGGCUUUCCCGACCCCUCGGAAGACCAGAAGUAUUUGAAGUCUGCCCCUUUCUUGGGGCCAGCAAAACUUUAAAGGCGGCUAAAGCGGAGAUUCUGUUUGUGUAAAGGUGACCAGACGUGGUUCCUGUGACACUUGGCUGGGAGGAACCAUUUCUGCCACCGCUAUGGCUUUCUGAGAUAAGUGUUCCGACAGAAUGCAGUCAGGGUCCGAGGCUUGAACAAAGCUGAGAGCCACUGUACCUCAGCGUGCUGGACCUGAGUGGACGCUCGGUGACAUCUUGAAAGGCAUUUAGGGGUAUCCAGAUAUCUAAGAUGUGAUAAAAUAUAGCUUACCAUUUCCUUCUAAAAUUACAUAUCUUGCUAUUCCACAACUGAAACUUAUAAUUUCUUGCUUUUUAUUUAAAGAUUGAUCAAGUGAUCUCAUUCAAAUAAGCCACUUUUCACAGAUGUUUGAGGAAAGGACUCUACUUGGAAGUAUGUUAGCAUUCUGUUAUGUUAAAGGUUCGAAAAUCACCAAUGUCUUCAAGUGAUGGAAGAUCCAGGAAUCGGGACAGGCACUACGACGAGGUUCCGGGCGAAUUGCCCUACCAAGAUGGCACCAUAAGAAGCCUCCAGACUCUCCACGACAGUGAGCUGGCCCUGAGCGCUGAUCCUUUACCGCCACCGCCUCUCCCGUUACAGCCACCGUUCGGCCCGGACUUCUACUCAAGUGACACGGAGGAGCCAGCCGUAGCGCCGGAUCUCAAACCGGUAAGGCGCUUUGUCCCCGACUCCUGGAAGAACUUCUUCAGGGGGAAGAAAAAGGACCCGGAAUGGGAUAAGCCGGUGUCUGAUAUCAGGUACAUCUCCGAUGGAGUGGAGUGUUCGCCGCCAGCCUCGCCUGCGAAACUGAACCACCACUCGCCCCCCAACUCCUGCAAGGAUCCCCACGGAGGAGGGUCGGAAGGAACCUUUAAUUCCCAGAAGGAGACUGAUGCCAUGUUUCCCCACGACCCCUCUGGAUCUCUAGGCCGACACACACAAACAGCUCGAACAUACAGUGAGAAGGUGGAGGAGUACAACCUGAGGUAUUCCUACAUGAAGUCCUGGCCAGGCCUGCUGAGAAUCCUGGGCGUGGUGGAGCUGCUUUUGGGGGCCGGUGUCUUCGCUUGUGUCACGGCCUACAUUCACAAGGACAGCGAGUGGUACAACUUGUUUGGAUAUUCACAGCCCUACGGCGUGGGAGGUGUUGGUAGCCUGGGCAGUAUGUAUGGGGGCUACUACUACAGUGGCCCCAAGACCCCUUUUGUGCUCGUGGCUGCCGGAUUAGCUUGGAUCACCACCAUUAUUAUUCUGGUUCUUGGCAUGUCCAUGUAUUACCGGACUAUUCUUCUGGACUCCAACUGGUGGCCCCUAACUGAAUUUGGAAUUAAUGUUGCCUUGUUUAUCUUGUAUAUGGCUGCAGCCAUAGUCUAUGUGAACGAUACCAACCGAGGUGGACUCUGCUACUAUCCAUUAUUUAAUACGCCAGUGAAUGCAAUGUUCUGCAGGGUAGAAGGAGGACAGAUAGCUGCAAUGAUCUUCCUGUUUGUCACCAUGAUAGUUUAUCUCAUUAGUGCUUUGGUUUGCCUAAAGUUAUGGAGGCACGAGGCAGCUCGGAGACAGAGAGAAUAUAUGGAACAACAGGAGAUAAAUGAGGCAUCAUUGUCAUCGAAAAGGAAAAUGUGUGAAAUGGCCACCAGUGGUGACAGACAAAGGGACCCAGAAAUGAAUUUCAGAGAAUUGAGAACAACAAAAAUGAAACCCGAACUCCUGAGUGGACACAUCCCACCUGGCCACAUCCCCAAACCUAUCGUGAUGCCUGACUAUGUUGCAAAAUACCCUGUGAUUCAUACAGAUGAUGAACGAGAACGCUAUAAAGCUGUGUUCCAAGACCAGUUUUCGGAGUAUAAGGAGCUGUCUGCAGAAGUUCAAGCUGUCUUGAGGAAGCUUGACGAGCUGGACGCGGUGAUGAGCAGAUUGCCACAUCAUUCGGAAAACCGACAGGAACAUGAGAGAAUUUCAAGAAUCCAUGAACAGUUUAAGAAAAAAAAGAAUGAUCCUACAUUUCUGGAAAAAAAAGAACGCUGUGAUUAUCUCAAGAAUAAACUUUCUCAUAUAAAGCAAAGAAUUCAAGAAUAUGAUAAAGUAAUGAAUUGGGAUUUACAAGGUUAUUCUUAAACCUAUUUGAAACCAUUUUUUAUCACAAAUAGACUAUUUAUUU